AUGAAUGCACUGUGUAGGUGCCGGGUCCAUGGCGUUACAGGGAGAGGAUCUUCAACAGUGUCUAUGACUUGCGACCCUUGUUUAAGGGGGCCCUAUCUAACGGGCGUUAAUCGCUCACAUCCACCGUCCAAGCUGCUCACUCUACUAAACCAAUUUUGUAAAUAUACAGGGUCGGUGUGUGCGGUCCGCUCGCUCAAGUCAGUGUCGUGGGUGAUGCGAGCGAGGCCCAACAGCGGCGUAUUAACGUUCGUGGAGGCUCGCGAUCAAGACGGAGUCAUUGGACGGUUUGGUAACAGAGUGAAACAGACCAGGGAGAACUAUCAGCUUAAGAGUUAUUUCGUUAAGAUGGAAGAACUGUUAAGUGUAAAAACGAUAGAAGACAUAUUGGCUUCGGAUUCCGACUCCGAAUUAACGUUAAGUGACUAUCUAGAAGAACAUGUCAGUGACAACGAUGAAUUAAGCGAUCUGGAGCAGUCAUCAACACACGAUUCAGAAAGCGGUGAAGAACUAAGUCCCGAUAUUGAAGAAUGA
Molecule: messenger RNA, 531 nt
Organism: Danaus chrysippus (African queen)
Lineage: Eukaryota; Metazoa; Arthropoda; Insecta; Lepidoptera; Nymphalidae
Source: the annotation of a GenBank genome assembly